Molecule: messenger RNA, 1967 nt
Organism: Perognathus longimembris pacificus (Pacific pocket mouse)
Lineage: Eukaryota; Metazoa; Chordata; Mammalia; Rodentia; Heteromyidae
Gene: Cabp7
Product: calcium binding protein 7
Exons: 5
Coding region: 46-693 (215 amino acids)
Molecular function (GO): calcium ion binding
Source: RefSeq, a predicted model, not a curated record
CGGCCUCAAAGUUUGCGGCGGGCGGGCGGGCGCGGAGCCUCCAAGAUGCCGUUCCACCCGGUGACGGCGGCGUUGAUGUACCGGGGCAUCUACACCGUGCCCAACCUGCUGUCGGAGCAGCGCCCGGUGGACAUCCCCGAGGACGAGCUGGAGGAGAUCCGAGAGGCCUUCAAAGUGUUUGACCGGGAUGGCAAUGGCUUCAUCUCCAAGCAAGAGCUGGGCACGGCCAUGCGCUCGCUGGGCUACAUGCCCAAUGAGGUGGAGCUGGAGGUCAUCAUCCAGAGGCUGGACAUGGACGGUGACGGCCAGGUGGACUUUGAGGAGUUUGUGACGCUCCUGGGACCCAAGCUAUCGACGUCUGGGAUCCCAGAGAAGUUCCAUGGCACCGACUUCGACACGGUCUUCUGGAAGUGUGACAUGCAGAAGCUGACGGUGGACGAGCUGAAGCGGCUGCUCUAUGACACUUUCUGUGAGCACCUGUCCAUGAAGGACAUCGAGAACAUCAUCAUGACGGAGGAGGAGAGCCACCUGGGCACGGCUGAGGAGUGCCCCGUGGACGUGGAGACCUGCUCCAACCAGCAGAUCCGCCAGACAUGCGUGCGCAAGAGUCUCAUCUGCGCCUUCGCCAUCGCCUUCAUCAUCAGUGUCAUGCUCAUCGCAGCCAACCAGGUGCUGCGCAGUGGCAUGAAGUAGGCGCCGCACGGCGCAUGCAGUGCCGGGCCCAUGCCACGCCGCCAUUGCCGCCUGCAGCCCUGUCCCCCACCCGGCUCCCAGGCCCACCACCCACAGGUACCGCAGGGCCUGGACGGCCGCUCCCCCGCCCGCCCCGCAGGCCUUGCAUGGAGCUGGGGCCGGGCUGUGGAGAACCCGGAGGUGGCUCUGCACCCUGCCCCGUGCCCUCACCUGGUCUCCACGUAGUGCUAACUUCCCAAUGCCCCAGGGGUCCUGGGAAAUGAAGGAGGGAACCCCUGUCACCCAGCCACUGCUAGGUCCCUUAGGCAGGAGAGGUACCCUGUAUCCAGAGAGGGCAGAAGAGGCAGAGGCUGCCAGCCUCCUCCUGAAGAAGGGCAUGAGGCUGGAGUCCCCCCCGGGUCCUUGCCUCCAAUCCUCCUUAAACCCAAACCCAGACCUCCUCCCCCUCACCUGCCGGGGCCCACACCUGCUGGGCUCAUGGGCAGCACCUGAGAUCCAACCUCGGUUUGCCUUCAGAGAACCCCCGUUUUUGCAAAGGGCAGGAGCUUGAGGAGGCAGCAUCUUGGGUGUUCCCAAGGCCCCAACCCCCGGAUUCCCCCACCAAAGGCCCAGUAACUAAAGGCUGUACCCCCCCUCAGCACAGAGCCCAGAACUGGAAUGUGCUGGAGGGGAGCAGGGUGGAGGUGGGGAGGCCCAGGUAGCUGAGCAGCCAGGACAGGGCACUCCUCCAGCUAGAACCCUGGGAGGCUACCCGCCGGGCUGAGAAGCUGGCACAACCCAGCGCUGUGCGUGCCAAGAGGCGCGGUGGGCCGCUCCUCCCGGGCCCUCCCACUCCUCUGCACCAAAUGCUUAAUACCAGCUCGGCACGGGCGGCGUGGAGGCUGCGAGCGCUGCCAGGCUGGGUGGCAGAUGGAGGCCUGGGGCUCCUCUCCAGACUUGGGCUGCUUCCCACCUGGCUGUGACACAGCCACCCCGGUGUGCCCUCUGCCCAGUCCCAAGGGGCAGGGUCUGCCCCCUGACCAGGGGCUGGAAGACAGAGCUGAGAAAGCCAGCCGGAGAAACAUAAACCACCACGAAGACACUUCAUGUCCAGCAUCUGGAAGUUUCCUCGCCCAUCUUCUGCAGACACCUGCAGGGGACAGUGGAGUGGGGGUAGGGGGAAGCUGCCUGGUGUAGACUGGGACCAGGGUACAGUUGGUAUGGGGUCUCCUGAGCCCCGGGGGGCACAGCAAGAAGGGGGCUCUGAACCACAAUAUGAAAGUUGCCUUUAUUGU